Molecule: messenger RNA, 384 nt
Organism: Asparagus officinalis (garden asparagus)
Lineage: Eukaryota; Viridiplantae; Streptophyta; Magnoliopsida; Asparagales; Asparagaceae
Exons: 3
Coding region: 1-384 (127 amino acids)
Source: RefSeq, a predicted model, not a curated record
AUGGCUCCUUAUGAAGCAUUGUAUGGGAGGCCUUGUAAAUCCCCUAUUUGUUGGGCAGAGCUGGAGGAUAGCUUACUACUUGGGUCGGAGCUCGUGAGGCAGACUACGGAGAAGGUGUCACCUAUAAAGGGUGUUCAGCAAUUCGGUGGACGGGGGAAGCUUGCCCUGAGAUACAUUGGAUCGUUUAGGAUCGUUGAUCAUCAUUUGCACGACGAAGAGCAUCAGAGGGUGAUUGAUGCACCAGAGUUAGAGAUUCAGGUUGAUUUAACCACCAUUGAGAUUCCAGUUUGCAAUCUUGCUAGAGAGGAUAAGAGACUUAGAAAUAAGGUCAUUCCUUUAAUGAAGGUUCAAUGGAACCAGAAAGGACCUGAGGAGGCUUCUUAG